Molecule: messenger RNA, 2078 nt
Organism: Trichoderma atroviride IMI 206040
Lineage: Eukaryota; Fungi; Ascomycota; Sordariomycetes; Hypocreales; Hypocreaceae
Source: RefSeq, a predicted model, not a curated record
AUGCACAAACAAGUACGAGCACUGCCAAGCUAUGCGGUCAUGAUUGAUCGCUGGGCCUCUGAUUUGGCGGCUCUUACAUCUUACAAAGAAACGCUGGCCACUGAGACGUGGGUCGGCAUUAGCCCUCCCGAGCAAUUCGUCGCACCGUCUCAUCAACCACCACCUCUUCAUCUGCAACAAAAGAUUAUCAAGCACAAUGGCUCAUCAUGGCUGGAGGAUGAGCGGUCUCUUUCGACCUCGUUUUCAAGCUCAAUUACACUCGAUGCUGAGUGGACACUACUCCCUCCUCAAAAGACUCGACAGCCCAUCUAUUGUUAUCAUGACACGGACAAGCAGGCGACGGUGGAUGAGAGGGAUGCUGAAAACGAGCUGCUCUUGACAUGGCGCCGUGCCUGGUGGGCAAAAGGAUUCCGGCCGGUUGUGCUAAGUGCUGCCGAUGCUAUGAACAAUUCCUUCUAUGACCAAGUACAACGGAUGCCAUUAACCUCGGAGCUGAGGGGAGAUGUCAUGCGAUGGCUCGCCUGGGAUGCUAUGGGUGGAGGUAUACUAUCAGAAUUCGCAGUGUUCCCAAUCGUUUCUCAGCAAGAUCAACUGCUACCAUUUUUGAGCACCGGAGUAUUCCCAAGCUUGAUGAGAUGGAAAGACCUCGACAAUUCAUUCAUCGUUGGCCAAAAAGCUGAUGUGCAUUCAGCAUUGCAGUCUGUUUUACAAAUGGAGCACAUACAAGAAACUACGAGUGCCACGACGGCUCUUUUAGACACUGCAGUAGCAGUAAAUAAUACAAGCACGCCGCUUGCUUAUUAUAGCCCCAACAUUAUCGAAACCAAAUAUGCCAAGGUCAUCAAAAAGGAUGAUAGGGCUGAUACUCUCCACAAUCUCAACAAACUUAUCAACUACCAUCUUCUAGUCAUUUGGCAGAAUAGCUUCCCUGAGGGUAUCGAAGUCAUGAAGCCCCAUCCAGAGCACGCCACAGCCAUGCUAGCCGGUGCUUCAAAGCUGGCCGAGUCUCUGGCGUCCUGCCCUGAAAGCCCUAUGCUAUCGUCUUGUCCUCCGAAUUUACCCAAAUGCUAUCCAUGCGUGGCAUCCCCCAUGGCCGUCACUACGCUUCCCCGCCUCCGCUUCCGCAACUCGCCUGACGUUUUUACAAUCGGGGCAGUUCCGCAUCCAUGGUCUUUUGCAUUGGUGAACAAUCUUCGGGAGUCCAUCAAUGUCACUUGGAUUCUUGAAUCGCCUCGAGAUACGUGGCUCAGCGCCGUUACCCAAGCUUAUCUCGGCUCCGGCGUAACGUCAAGUCGCAGAGUGGUACGAUUUAAAGAGCUGGUAGCUGGUGAGGCAGACUCUGCGCAUUUUCUGUGGCUUCUUGCAGAUGAUGAAAUACCCAGUGAUCUGGACUGGCACUUUGGAUUUACCAUUCCCGACAAGGGCAUGGAUGACGGAAAGUCUCGAAGCCCGGUGCCGGCUAUACGCUUGCUCAAAGACGAAGAAGAACCAGACAGGGCCAAAGCAGUCGCUCAUGAACAGGCUCUUCUCUAUCGCGCCAAGCAAGUCGUCAUGAUGAGCAAGUCAUUCAUCAAUGGGACUGAGACGCGCACUUCACUUGAAGCCUGGAAUAUGGCCGAUACAGAGGCAUGGCGGUUCACACGAGCUUUCAACGUACGCCGCUUUUUGGAACGCGAAGAAUGGGAAAAGACAUAUCACCGGAAGUGAGGUAUGAAUCAGACAUUGUUGAAAAAUUUGUAUUAUAUAGUUUUUUGCCUUUCUCUCUCUCUCUCUCUUUUUUUUUUCCUCUGCCCUUCCAUAGAUAGAUUUUAGAUAACAUUUCCUCCUUCAGUGAGCAAUCCAAGUAAAUUUUUUUCUCCUCCAAUUUUCUGAAAAUGUCCUGGCAAAUAAUAUGAAUGAUGAAAAUAAAAUCAGUUGGUAGCCUUUUGGAUGUUGAAUCCUUAUGAGCUACCAGACCUCCAUUUCAAUGACGCAACCAGUCUUGAACGUAGAGGCCACUACCAUUAAACCCUGACGGUAGUAUCGCCGCCCAUCUCGCCGCUCAUCUCCCGUGAAGUUACUCCGCGUCGCAAUAAUCC